UAUUAUAGCUUCUUUAUCUUCCUCGUAUUCGCAUAGACACAAUGUCUCAAGAACCUCUUUUGGUGGUUGAUAUACCAGCAAGUGAAAGCAAAUUCCACAUACGCGAUUUGACCAAAGUAUCGGAUUCCGGAGCUCCCAUUCUCAAUGGGAUCAACAUGGACAUACCAAAGGGUAUGAUCGUAGGGAUCAUAGGCCCCAGUGGCAGUGGCAAAUCAACGGUCUUGAGAGCACUCAAUCGUUUGUGGGAGCCACUUUCUGGUACUGUGUUUCUUGAUGGUCGUGAUAUUCUUGAUCUUGAUGUUCUGAAUCUUCGUCGUAAAGUUGGCAUGCUUUUCCAAACUCCGGUUCUAUUUGAAGGAACAAUUGCUGAUAAUAUUCGUUAUGGACCACAACUGAGAGGAAAAAAGAUAAGUGACAAUGAGGUUUACAAGUUGCUCUCUCUUGCAGACCUUGAUUCCUCUUUCUUCAAUAAAACCAGUGGUGAAAUAUCAGUUGGCCAAGCUCAACGAGUUGCACUUGCUCGCACACUAGCCAAUGAACCAGAGGUUUUGCUGCUCGAUGAGCCAACCAGUGCCUUGGACCCAAUAGCAACUCAAAAUAUAGAGGAUGUGUUAGUGAAACUGAAGCAGAAACAAGAAAUGACAAUCGUAAUGGUUUCUCACAGCAUCAAACAAAUCCAGAGGAUUGCUGAUAUAGUUUGUCUUCUUGUCAAUGGUGUGAUUGUUGAAGUUUUAAAACCUGAUAUGCUCUCUGAAGCCAAGCAUCCUAUGGCACUAAGGUUUCUUGAACUCAGCGCUUAGGAGCUCACAUUCCCUUGUGCAAUCUGUUUGUACUUGGCCUUGCGUUUUUCA
Molecule: messenger RNA, 851 nt
Organism: Pistacia vera
Lineage: Eukaryota; Viridiplantae; Streptophyta; Magnoliopsida; Sapindales; Anacardiaceae
Product: ABC transporter I family member 17
Exons: 3
Coding region: 42-800 (252 amino acids)
Biological process (GO): phosphate ion transmembrane transport
Cellular component (GO): membrane
Molecular function (GO): ATP binding; ATP hydrolysis activity; phosphate transmembrane transporter activity
Source: RefSeq, a predicted model, not a curated record